UUUUUUUUUUUCUAUUCUUUUGAAACGUCGGGUUCACCAAAAUUAGAUUCAUAAAAUGGGUAUCGUUGAAAAGAUCUCUGACAUUGAGAACGAAAUUAAGCGUACUCAAAAGAAUAAGGCUACCGAGUACCAUCUCGGUCUUUUGAAAGCCAAGUUAGCAAGAUACCGUGUUCAACUUUUAGAAGGAGCCAAGACCAAAUCCGAAAAGGGUGAAGGUUUCGAUGUCAUGAAAUCAGGUGAUGCGCGUGUGGUCAUGAUUGGUUUCCCAUCCGUCGGUAAAUCCACCUUAUUGUCCAAGUUGACACCUACCGAAUCAGCUGUUGCAGGCUAUGAGUUCACCACCUUGACUUGUGUUCCUGGUAAAUUUCAAUACAAGGGCGCUAAUAUUCAAUUGCUCGAUUUGCCCGGUAUUAUUGAGGGUGCUUCUCAAGGUAAAGGUCGUGGUAAACAAGUCAUUGCUGUUGCGCGUACUGCUGAUGUUGUCUUGAUGAUGUUGGAUGCCACCAAAUCUGCACAACAAAGACCUUUAUUGGAAGCAGAAUUAGAAGCAGUCGGUAUUCGUUUGAACCAAGGAUUUCCUAAUGUUUCUUUCAAAAUCAAAAAGGCGGGUGGUAUCAGUUUCAACGCAACUCUUAAAUUAACCAUGAUUGAUCAAAAGAUGGUGCACAACAUUUUGCAUGAUUACAAAAUCUUCAAUGCGGAUAUCGUUAUUCGUGAAGAUAUUACGGUAGAUCAGUUUAUUGAUGUCAUUCUCGGCAACAGAAGAUACAUCAAUUGUAUUUACUGUUACAACAAGAUUGAUCAAAUUAGUUUGGAAGAAGUGGAUCGUUUAGCACAUGAGCCUGAUACGGUUGUUGUCUCUUGUGAAGAUGAUCUUAAUUUAGACUAUCUUAUUGAAGUGAUCUGGAGAAAGUUAAAUUUGAUGCGUGUGUACACAAAAAAGAGAGGAGAGUACCCUGAUUUCAGUGACAGUCUCAUUGUCCGAAAUGGAGCUUCAAUUGAGCAUGUGUGUCAUGCUAUUCAUAGAACUUUGACAGAUAAUUUCAGAUAUGCUUUAGUUUGGGGUACCUCUACAAAACAUAACCCACAACGUGUUGGUAUUCAUCAUUUAGUGGGCGAUGAAGAUGUAGUUCAAGUUGUCAAGAAAUAAAAAUAAAAAUAACAAUAGUCUCUUUAUUCUUCCAUCAUUUCUUCCUUAUCCCCUUCUACUUCCUCA
This is a messenger RNA of Mucor mucedo, 1216 nucleotides long. Its product is annotated as developmentally-regulated GTP-binding protein 2. Gene Ontology annotation, biological process: cytoplasmic translation. Bases 56 to 1150 code for a protein of 364 amino acids. The transcript is spliced from 6 exons. NCBI's taxonomy places the organism in Eukaryota, Fungi, Mucoromycota, Mucoromycetes, Mucorales, Mucoraceae. Gene Ontology annotation, molecular function: GTP binding; GTPase activity. The record is from RefSeq and is a predicted model, not a curated record. Gene Ontology annotation, cellular component: cytoplasm.